This is a messenger RNA of Pocillopora meandrina, 23709 nucleotides long. The record is from the annotation of a GenBank genome assembly. NCBI's taxonomy places the organism in Eukaryota, Metazoa, Cnidaria, Anthozoa, Scleractinia, Pocilloporidae.
AUGGGUAAAGAGCAAGACCUUCUACAAGCUGCAAAAACUGGAAAUGUCGCACACAUCGAGAAGAUUCUCGGUAAUAAGACAAGGAAGUCUGGAAUUCAAAGGUAUUUGGGAGCUGUCUUGCAGAUUGACAGGAAAUGAAAGUUGAUUGCUCUUUUGCUCUUGUUUAUUGAUUUUCACGCUUUUGCAGUUUGAUGAGCAGGACCGUCAACCCUAAUCAUCAAGACGAACUUGGAUACACUCCGCUUCAUUAUGCAGCAUUAAAUGGUCAUAGGUAACGAUAAUAUUUUUUUUACUUGGAUCGGAAAUGACACAAGGAAACCUGGACGUGUUAUUACACGCACUGUGCGAUUACGUGCAUAACUCGGUUGCUGUCUUUCAUUGAUAUUUUCAGUUAACUUUUAAUUCUUUGUCAGCCGAUCGCUCAUUCCAAAAAUCGCGAAAAAUGAACUUUAUUCACGAAUGUGUGUUCGAUCAUUUCCACUUACCUGUAUGUCCUCCUGCACCUUGACCCUCUAGCUAUUAAUGUUUUAUCACUAUCGUUAACCUGAAGGUUAUCACGUUCCAUGGAUGCGGGCAUAAUUUACCACUACCGAGAUUUAACACACUCUAGUGUCCUUAAUGGUGUUUGGUUUAUAGGCUACAGUAUACUAGGCUACUGUAUGUUGUUUUAGCCCACUACUAAUAUCAGUAUCCAAAUUCUCCACACUCUUCUCCAUACAUUUCCUUUCGUACUAACAAGAAGAAUUUGUUUGACAAUCAAAGAUUUUUUAUAUUGGCAAUCAUUUCUUUGAUUCUCAUGAUCAGCUUUCACUUUAUUGAAAAGGUAAAUGGUUGUUUCUUUUGGGGGUAAAAAGGUUAAAAUGACCAUAAAUACUAGUAAUUGCUUUUUCAUCUUCACAAAAAAAAAGGUAGUGGAAGAGGUACAUGUCUUUUAGGACCCCUUUUCUCUUAGUUGUAUCAGUGGUUUCUUUCACACUUCCAUUUUUUACACAUUUUUCUUUACAAGUUGCCUCCUUCCUAGCAUUGUUAUUUCUUCAGAAGUUUUUUUCCCUUUUUCCAACCAGUAUCUGUUGGUCGAAGAUCACAAUGCACACAGUACAGACUUUUCUAUCAGUUGUAUUCCCACAUUUAUCUAUUUUUGUUUCGCUUCUUUCUCAGGUCAUCAGCUGAGCUUCUUUUAAAAUAUGAUGCUUCAACAAACAUUCCAGAUACUUCUGGUGAGUAUCAGAGGAAUGACAUUGCAUGUGAGCUGAAGUAACCAAACAACCAAACUUUACAAUUUGUAAUGAAACCAACUUCAUCAGACCUUUGGAUUGAAAAUCAAGUGUUGCAAUGAUCCAUAGUUGAGCUGUAAUUUUAGUGCUUGGAGAAAAGAAGCCUCAAAAUGAAAUUCAGGCUUUGACAGGAAUUUAACCAGUGCCUCCCAAAUACUAUAGCUGUAGUUGGACACCACCAUCAGCUGAAGCUUUGAAGUUGCACCUUGGAAGCAAGGCAGAUUUUGGAGUAUUCUUGUCUUCCAUGAAGGAAUCUGAUACACUUUGUGACAAGGAUCAUUGGUUUACUUGAUUUUCAAUCUGCAGGUCGAAUGAAAUUUGUUUCCUUCAGUUACUCCAUUUUGACGUAACGCAAAAAAUUUGAUCUAAAAACAAAGAACUAUUUUAUGUCUAUAGGAAACUACCCCCUUCAUUUGGCAGCAUGGAAUGGACAUGCUGAUGUGGCUAAAGUGCUCAUAAACACAGGACCAUCAAGAGCUAAUGUCAAUGAACAGGUUUGUCACUGAGCAGUACUAGAUGUUAGAUGUACGUGGAUUAUUUCUUGACAUUGUGGUUUAUUCUUAUCCUGAUUAUGAACAGAAUGAUACAGAGGACACAGCUUUACAUUCUGCCUCUCAGUUUGGGCAAAGUCUUGUUGUAGCUGUUUUACUUGAGGUACAGUAUGUUUAUUAUUUAAUGUUUUAAAGCUGCAAAGAUUGAUGACAGAUCAGGAUUCGGUUGUUCAGAGGGUGGAUAACACUAUCCACUAGAUAAAUCUCUUUGUGGUGGAUAGUGCAGUACCUAGUAGAUAGAAAUUUAUCCUUUGGAUAGCAUUGUCAUCCCUUUGAAAAACAGGCCCGAACACCAUCCACUGGUUAAAUUUCUAUCCAGUGGAUAACACACAGUAUGUUAACGCUUAUCUGUUGGAUAGCAGUUUGCCCAUUGAAUAGCAUUAUCUGCCCUUUGAGCAACAAAUACCGGUAGAUUUUUCUUUGAAUAGAUAUGAUUAAAAAAAACAUCAGCAGAAGGCUCUGAUAUUCAUUUUAUAAGACCUUGCAUAAUAUGAUUUUAUUAGAUUUCUACCACACAAGCUGUUGUCCCUAAUGAGUUAGACUGGUGUUUUGCCAGUAUUCUUUCCAGGUGAAUUCAGUUAAAUGUAUGUGCUUGGUAUUUUUCUUGAUAUCAUAUUUUUGUUACAGAAUCAUGCAGAUCCUCGUAUUCGAAACAGUCGUCAGGAAUCACCACUUGAUUUAGCAGCACAAUAUGGUCGAAUGGAAGCUGUAAGUAAAAAACAUUUCAGACACAAACUCAUAGAAACUUGGCUCUGAGUCAGGUGGUUAAUUGAGAGUGGACUGAAUUGACAUGUUCAGUUUUUUUGGCUUUAAAAUGUUUGAUUUAUAGGGGUUAGCAAUAAUUAACACUUGAACCCCCAAGAGUGACUAGCAUCAAAUUUAUCCUUACAAAAUCACCCUUAUAAUCAUACAUGGGAAUAAAGGAAAUGAUCAGCUCAUAAAAAAAAAAAGCUCUUGAUUGUUUUGGAAAUUCUCCCUGUCAGCACUUCAGGAAAUGUACUGGUCAAGAGAAUAAAGGAAAUGAUCCCCAACUACAGAAGCUCUUGAUUGUUAAACAAACUCUUCUACUCUGCACUUAAGGAAAUGUUUGCAGAACAGUAUGGAGAAUAUGCAUAUUGAUGUUAGAGUGUAAAGGGUUAUUUAAAUAAUAAUCUAGAACUGGGUUAAAAAAGGUAAUUUUCUGAUUAUAGGUCAAGCAGUUGUUGAACUAUCAUCCUGAUCUCCUUGAAGAUGGAAACAUGGUUAGAACGCACACCCCUCUUCAUCUUGCUGCAAGAAACGGCCAUAUAAAUGUGGUGUCAUAUUUCCUUAGUUGUGGAAUGGAUGUCAAUAUAUCGGUAAUAAUUUUUUUUAAAAAAAAUUAUAUCAGUUUUAGUCUUCCAUCCCUUGGAUUGACUAGCAUCUAAUUUUUUCCCCACAAUAUCACCCCUAAAUCACUAAUUGAGAAAAUGACAUCCCUAGGAAUGACUAACAUCUAGUUUCUCCACACAACAUCCCCCUGAAUCACUCAUUAAGGUCAUGAGAGUAAAGGAAAUGAUCACUAACUAAAGAGACUCUUGAUUAUUAAAAAAGUUCUCUUUCUUAGCACCUUAGGAAAUUUAAGUCCAAUUACAACUGUACUGAAUGAUUAGUGAAAAAAAAGCAGCUAACGCACCAAUUACAUUUGAGGGAAUUGUAAUGGUUAUGAUUAAUGACAAUAAAUAGCUCCCAUUAAGUGACAUUAUAACUCUUGUAGGGUACAUCUGGAACAGCCCUUCAUGAAGCAGCACUGUAUGGCAAAGUGGAUGUGGUUAAUCUUCUUCUGCAGUGUGGUAAGUUGAUUAGUUCAGAGGCUGAAAUGCUGGUGACUAAAAAUUUUUACUAGUGAGUUCACCGGACAACUCUUGAGACUCUGGCUGUGCAAUUAAGACUUUAGAGGCUUAAUUUGGAACUCUUUACAGCUUCCCUUUCAGUCUUAACCCUUAAACUCCUGUGAGUGACCAAGACAGAAUUUCUCCUUACUAUUAUCUAUACAAUAUCAAUCAGAUGAGUGAUGAGAAUAAAGAAAACUAUCAAUUAUGGGAUUACUAAUUGAUUCAAUACCAAAUUCUUCAAACUAACAUAAUGAGAAUUAUUUGGCAGACAGUAAGGAGAAUUUCUAACGAGAUCUUGGGAGUUAAAGGGUUAACCCUUUACCUCCAAUAUAGUAUUUUAGCAAAUAGGUUGUGAGAACAGACAGGGUCAUUUGCAGAGUAUAUCAUAGCAAUGAACUCUUCCUUCUCAUUGACAAGGAAAUGUUUAUUGGUGAGAGUGGAGAAUUGCUAAAUGGAUCUUGGGAGUCCAAGGGUUAAUGUCAUAAUUCCAAACUGUUGUACAAAAAUUUAUCUUUGCUGAUUAAGUGUUGACCAUUGUUAGUACGAUAAUUCUGAGACUGAAACUGACUCAAUGGUUUUAUGAAUAUUUUUAAAUACUAAGUAAAGAUAUUAUAAGUGAGAACCUUGGGGUAAAGGCUGGUUUUCGUUUAUCUGGAAAGUCCCAGACUAUCGGCAAUCUCACCAUUUCUUGACUGUCCCAGAUUUUGCUGAUAUAUGUGUGUAUUGGAAGAUCGCCAGAUGUUUGUCUUAGUUGAUUAUAGAUGCCAGUUAUCUUUGAGCUGGGGAUGCAGGAACUGAGCAGUUAGAGAAUUGGUGACGAAUAAAGUUUUCAUAUAGUUAUCUUCGAUGAUCAGCAAGGCAAUCAGAGUUGUCUUGAUUUUGAGUUUUAUUAGUCAGAAAGCUCUGGAAUGGUUUGGAAACAGUGAAAUCCAGCCUUUUAAACAGUGUUAGAGAAUUCCUUGUCCUGGCUGGGUAUGAAAAUAGUAUAACCUUGUGCAAAUGUAGAAGAUAAGGUCUCAUUGUUCCUUGCCAUAGGAAUUGAUGUCACUGUUGUGGAUGGCAACAACAAAACAGUGUUGGACCUUUUAGCAUCACACCCUUCUGGAAGAACAAGGGAGAUUAAAGAACUAAUAUAUGGUGUGUUUUAAAUAAAACUUAUCCUUUAAAAUAAUUGUACCUUGAUCUUCUUGUUAAACCUGUAUGCAAGGUUUGAUUGACACAAUUGCAUGCAGCUUUCUUGAGAAAGGUUUUCAGAAAAAAAGGAUGUAAAUGCAUGAAAAAAUCUUGAAAGGUUAUCUGGGUAUCUGGCAAUCAAUGAGUUUACAUCUAAGUCAAAUAAAUAAAUAAAUUCAUUAAAUGCGCAAUGCCUCAUCAUUCUCAGAUUUCUCAAAAAUCCUGAUCAUGAGGUUAAAGAGAUGUGACCUGAAACUACCCACAAUACCUUUUGGGUUUGUUGCGUGCACUUUUACAACCUUUUCAAAACAAUUGUAUACAUGUAUGGAUGGGGUCUCUUGUUGAUAGACAGUGCAAUCAAGUUGGGCAAUACUAUGGUGAAUGAAUGCCUUUUGCAUAGCUCCUUGUUCAAACAGACCUCUUAGAGAUGGAAAGAAGAGGUUUGAGAAUCUGUUAUGGCACAGAAAUUUAGCCAGGAUACUGAAAAGAAAAUGGCUACAUUCAUAGUCAGAUUUUCAGCAUGUGUCUGCAACGUCAAAUUUCCAAAAGGAAGUUAGCCAGUGUCAUAAUCAAUUGUGUUCUUCUUAUUAAUGGUAGUGAUAACAACUAAUAUACAUUUCCUUGAGCAUAGCUGUGCUUGAAGAGUAACCAGCUAUUUUAAUUUGUAGCUUUGGGAGGGCUGGGGGUGAGUUCCCCUAAUCACUUCUAUAAUGUUAACAUGCUCUUAUGCACUUUAGAAUGAUUUUCCAUUUUCACUGUAUAAAGUUUGUUAAGGUGAUUCCUCAGAAAAAAAUGUUAUUGAACAAUUUUUUUAAAAUUCUCCUUAAAUGUUCCUCACCAAUGUCUGUUUCAAAAAAAUACAAUAAAAAAGAUAGGUCAAUGGCUUGUUUAGGAGACAUGAAGGACAAAACUUACCCUAUUAAUGCCUGUACUAGCACUAAUCACACACGACAUUUUGCUGCAGCUGGAAGCAAGGGUUUUUUAAAUAAACACUUUAAAAAAACUUGACAGGUAGAAAGUCUCAAGCUUAUGGAACAAUUUGGUAUUUAAGUUUUGGGAAAAUCAUGCAAAUUUUAAUGAAAUUCACUCAAAAUGUUCCUCAAGUCAUUCCUUUCAAGGUCAUAAUUUGCAUCCUCGAGUAAUGGGCCUUGUGCACACUUUUAGCUUUAUUUUUUUCCCUUAAGGAAUUUUUUCUAAUUUCCCAAAUUUAAUGGGGAUAAAUUUUACACCAAAAUUAUGCAAAAAAAAAAUAUAGGUCACCAAGCACAUUCAAGAGCUUAAGACCAUUGCACCUCUUUACCUGUUCCAUGUAUUGAAAAAUAGUACUGUGUUUUGGGAGUGCGCAUGUGCUCAUUGCUCUGAUUACUUGAUCCUUAUGCGCAAUACAGGAUGCGCAGCGCAAAACUGAGGAAUCACCUUAAUACCUAGUGAUGCUCCAAUUCUUUCAAUGCUACUAAUUUUCUGCUUGAACUUGUUACUAACCAGCCUCCAGCCUCAAAGAGCCUGUUUCUUAUUUAAGGCGGCAAAACACUGGUGAGUUCAAAUAAUUCUGUGAGUAAUUGCAGACAAAAGUCAGAUCAUUGGUAGAGAUAAAUGAAUAAAGGGGUAAGUUUCUGAGGAAACUGUGGUGCUACAUCGGUGGGAGGGUAUAACAGGGUAAUUUAGUAUUAUCAACUAGGUUUAUAAUGUAAAUUGGUCACAGGAAAGAGUUUCAAAGCUGACGUUCACUCUGAUGAAGGGCUAAUGCUUGAAAUGUUAGCUUUUAAAUUCUUUGCAGUGGCCAAUUUAUGGUAUCAACUCAGUUGUAAUGUUAAAUUACAUUGGUUGAGAUGAUUUGUUCAACUAAUAUGUUUCCAGCUGUUGCAUGCAUGUUUGUGUAUGUUUUUACACUUUACGCCAUAGCAUCAGUGUGUAUGUUCUCCAUACAUUUCCUAAGGUUUGCACAAGAAGAGUUUGUUUGACAGUUAAGAGAUUGUUUGGUUGGUGAUCAUUUCCUUUAUUAUUGUGACCUUAAUGUGUGACUCCUAAGGGUCAGAGGGAUAAUAUUAACAUUUUGACACACUAAUUUUACACAAUAUGUGGUGAAUCUUCUGUCAAGAAGGAAUUGUGUAGCUUCCCUAUCCCAGUAAAUAUGAAUUUAUCUCAGUAGUCUGAGGUGAUUAUGAGAAUGCUUAAUCUCUGUAAUUAUUGUUCUCUACACCUUGCCUAUGGCACCAACAAUGAAAAUUUGUUCAACUUUCAAGAAUUUGUUCAGUUAGUUAUCAUUUCCCUCAUUUUCAUGACCCUAAUGUUUGAGUUAGAAGUGCAAUUGUGAGGAGAAUUCAGAUGCUAGUCACUUGAAGUACAUCCCAGGUUUUCUGCAGGAAUUUAGGUUUUCGCAAAAGUUAGCCAGUACUCCUGGGUGGAGAAGGGCAUGUGUGAUAACUAAAUUACCCGUUGAUGUGUCUUAAAAGAUGUCUGUGAUUUUCAUUUGCAUCAUGUACACUGUGGGUCCUUGUUAUUAAUAAUUAUUUUCUCUGCUGUCAUCACAGAGUUCAAACCAAGUACAAGAAACUCAGCAAGGACAUCAGACACAUUUCCUGUGAGUUCAAAUCAAUUUAACAUGUAUGACAAUAGGCCAUUUUACAGUUGUUUACUUAGUUGCCAAGCCUUUGAUCUGGAGUGAGGCUGAAGGUAGCUUGUUAUGAUAAAGAUCAGUAUCUUGUUAGCAUGAUAACAAAGUAAUUUACAUUUGAAAAGCAGAAUGUUUGUAUCACAACAAGGUCAACCUUAGCCUCACUCUUGUUCAAAGGCUUGGCAACCUAGCACUCAACUGUAAAAUGGACUAUUUGCCUUCCCAAUAUAAACUUGGCCAUCAAAGGCACAUUGAUGUGCUAGAUAAGUAAAUGUAAAAGCUUUUAAUUACAAACUCAUUAUCAUCCACAGGCUUCUAUUCUUAAAAAUGAUUUGGUCGACAUUUUAGAUUUUGUUUGUUUGGUGGAUGAGUAAGAAAAGGAAAGAGAGCACCUGAUUUUUUUAUGCAAUUGCCAAGUUAUACUCAAAUCAGAGUCAGCUGUCACUGUCUGCAAUGAGUGGCAAAAGAUGUGGCAUGCUCCACUACUUUUUGAAUUUUCUCUAUAACUUUUUAUUUAUCUCCGUAAAAAUAUUGGUCACUAAUUUGUUUGGGGGAAAGGGCAGACUUUCAAGUGACUCAUUAGGGAUGAAUUACAAGACUUCUGUUUAUUAAUUUGAGUGGAGGGUUUGUCAACCACCUUCUAAGGAAAGACGAGCCAACUACUCAUGCCACUCAUUUUAGUUAGAGUAUGACCAGUCACUCAGGGCGGGAGUACAGAUUAACUUAGCCAUUGAAACCAGGCUCCCUUAGUUCUCAAAGCCUUGAACAUUUGGGUUGCCAUGGUGAGCAAAGAAGGGUUUUGGUGACUAGAUAUGCAGCAUUGCCAGUUUACAACCUACACUGUAUGCAAGUGGUGUAGAAGUACGCUGUUUUUUUUUUCGUUGUUGUUUUUUUCAAUACUCAGAAUCAGUUUUCUAAAGUUAACCUGAAAUGAAAUUUGAUACGAGUUAUUGUUGAUACUCUGUAAUUUUUUUUAUCUUAGGAAAAUUGUCUUUUUCUCUUUGGUUGUCCAAUUUUCAGGCCUUUAGAUAUCCUGUAAAUAUCUUCCAGCCAGUCAUUUUUAUCUUUUUUUUGUGGCAACUAGACUCCCCCAAAAAAAUAUUAUAAGAGGUAAACCUCCACAGUCAAUUAAAAACUGCAUUUAAAAAUGUGAUUAGUUGUAAUCUUCAAUUUUUAAUGUAUAACGUUAGGGGUUCCCCGAGCGUCCUAAGUCAAUGGCUGUUUCCAGGAGUUCAACCUAUAAACCUGUUCCACGUCAGACAGGUGUGUUGUAAAAUUGAUUGAUAAAUUUCUAUCUUGUUUCUGACGUACUCUUAUGAAAUUGAACCAUUUUUGGGAUAUUUGGUGUUAGAUUUCUAUAACUUCUGCAUGAUGAGUUUGAGGAUUCCCAUUACCUGAUUAUUGAUCACUCUUGGGAGCUAGGAGGUUGAUAACGUACUUGAAAAAAUUGCGUGCCUCUGAUUGGCUUAAAACGGGCGCAUUCUUGUGUAAUAAGAGUGCAAAGUUGUAACACGAGUGCAAAUUAUAAAUGGCACGCGCACGCUCUGAAAAUUUACGUCUGUCUUGCCUUCCUUUGAUGUUUAUUCAUGUAUAUUAGUGACAAGUAAUUUUAACAAAAUUUCGCUGGCAAUUUGGUGUAAAAAAACUUGAUUAUUAACAACAAAUUGCACUCGAAAUCUUGUUGCUACUUUACUAAUGCACUUUGCCCCCUGAUCAUUGUUUGUCAACCUGUGGACGGUUUUAUCGAGGAUUGCAGCUGAUCUAGGUUUUGUCAUUUACAGGUUUGGAUCCAAAUGCCCUUCGAAGAUCAGGGACUUACGAUGCUGUGCCUACCCCACGAACGAGACGGGAGUCAUUUGUAAGUGCCUUUGAAUUGUUACAGGCUAUUAAUUGUGAUAAAGUUUCUAUGAUUGCUAGCUUUAAAAAAAAAUUAAUUCAAUUCAUCAUGGUUCCGGGGAAACUUGCUUUUGGAAAGCCUGUGUCCUAAGAGUUGUAGCUUUUGAGAAUGAGGCUGAGAGGUUCAGUAAUCAUUGGAGAAUGUAUGCCAUUGAAACCAUCUCUAUUUUGUCAUCCUAUCAUUGUUUUUGUAUGACUGUAUUCUAGGCCCGUCAUUUGGGAGUUCUAGAUCCACGUUUGUUUUUGAAGCUGUGUGACCGCAAACGUCAAUGAGUCACGUGACCCCAGCGGUCACGUUCGCCGUUUGCCGUCUACGUUUGAACUCCGUGUUUGAAAUGAAGGAACCCCAUCCUUUGUGUAAUUCCAGGUGGCAGCGCAAAUGUUGAUUUUUUUCAGGUGAAAGCCAACGUCGAUCUAAAAAGCUGAAAGUCUCGAAACUUCUAACCUCUAACCACAAACUGCUGACCGCGGUUUUAUGUUUGCGGUGAACACACCAAACGUGGAUCUAAAACUCUAUUGCCUGCUUUGAUCCCGCGCAAGAACAAAAAAAUUGCAUCGAGCGGACUUAAAAAGUUCAAGAUUUUUGGAGAAUGUCGUCGGCAUCGAGUGCUAAAAAGUGGCGGAGAACUUUCCUAACAAAAGAGACAUGAAAGACGUUCUGAGUUUAACGUGCUACAAAAACUAGAAAAAAAAAAUUAUUAAAACACAAAAUGAUAUGAAUUUUCCAGUGCGCAAAAAAAAACCACUCUUGAUUGUAAUGAAAGAGACAUAUUUUGCUAUACACUGAAUCCUUUAUUGACUAAGCUUCUUGCGUGGUCAAUUAAUUGAUGCUGGCUGACUUUUGGCAAAACCUAGAUUUUUGCAGAAAACCUGAGAUGCACUUAAAAGUGACUCGUUCUUGUUUUUGCGUUUUGUGGGCCAUGACUUCGUCUCAGUCCAUAGAAAUGCCAAAAAGAACUCGGAACUUAUCCAGCUAUCUUGACCGCACGCUUGGUCCAUAAUACUUACAGCACGGUUUGUAUAGUUGAAAGAAGAUAAUUUUUUGUUUCCAGGAGCAGCCGACUUAUGAUCAGGUACCACCAGCUAAAGGUAAUUUUCAACACACACUGUAGGUUUACAUAUUUACAACGCGACAACUUUAACCCAGGGCAUCCAAGGUUAUUAGCUAAUAACAGUUUGAUUAAAGAACAAAAAGAUCAGAGGUGACACACUCAGCUGCCCUCGUGAGCCACUUUUUUGUUUAUACCACAUUUCGAGUUUAUUUAAGAAAUAGGUGGUGAGUAGCGAAGUCAAUUAGAUUGCAGCAUUUUUGAUAGAGUGUACGUAGAUUUAUAUAAUUCAUGCGGAGGCUGAUUCUUUGAGUUGUGAAGAAAAAUGUAUCUUAGCUAAUUCAGAGGUUUUUACGUCGACCUUUUUUCAUUUUCAGCUGCGUCUGCAAGACACACUACUGACUGGACUCAAUAUGAAGAAGUAGGGUCCAGACCUCCAAUCAAUAACAAUUUGACGUCUGCUGGUGAAGGGUACACCCUAUUGGGUUUCCCUGAGGAACCUGCCACAGACGCACCACCCGCGUUAAGUUCCCAGGAGAUCACUGUUGGUUACACUCUUGUGGGACUUCCAGGCAACCCUAGUGCAGUCACUAAUGGUAAAUGCCCACUGCGACCAGGCAGUACCUAUGCCAAAGUGCGGAAAGAAGGUGAGCCCAUUGUCUCGCCUUGGACAGGGCCUCCUUCUCAAAUACCGGCGGGUGAGUAUUCCUGUCUGGCAUUUCCUGGUCGGCUGGGGAAAGUGAAACUCUUUCCAUGUCAGUUACAAUAGUGUAGACAUUAAGGUUCUUUCACUGGUACUGUGGCAUACGUUUAUUAAAAUUCUGACGCACAGUGACAGGAGCCGGAAAAUGGAGAUGUCAGUUUAUGUAACUUAAUACUCGUUUACUCCAGACACAGUACCCACGAAACGGUACCUUGAACAAUUGUGCAUGUACGCAACAGAAAUUUCAGGGAUUUAAACUUUCAUGAGAAGACAGUUGAAGACAGUUCGCCCCCCACCUCCCCUACCCAUACAUUUUGUAACAGACUGUUUGUCGCUACCUAUUUCAACUCGGACAUAUCGCUUAGGCGCGUGACAACGGUAGAUAGAGCGCAUGUGGAUAGAGUGUUGUAAAACCAAAUAAUUACUACAGCCAAUCAGGAGAAAAGAAAAUGUCACAAUCAGCCAAUCAGUGAAUGAAAGCAAACUGCCUGAAGCGCGGGAAAACGCAAGUGACCGAGUCGCGACUGGUUUUAGUUUUGAAUGUGAUUGGUUUAGAGGAUGGCACGAGAUUUCUAGACCAAUCAAAUUGCGCCGUAAAGUGAAACCCAGGGGGAAGCCUGGAUUACUUUCGACACCCAAUCGAAAAAUGCUGUAUAGAGCCACAGACUUGUUAGCAGAAGUUACCUUUUCAUGAGCUUUCUAAGGGGCCAUGUUUGAGUGAUCUCCCAUUUUUUUUGAAGGCAUAGCUAGCAUAGACAAUCCUGACUAUUGUUUGGUUGGUGAGACCACCCGUCCACAUUCACAGUCGCAGAACCAAAGUGGAGGCACUUAUGACCUUGUUAAUCUGCCAUCAGGACCGAAACCUGAUGUAAACCAACAUGAUAGUGUCUAUGAAGUCCCCCCUGCAACAUUAAGGGGAAAAGGCAAUGGUCAGGAGGAGAAUGGCCCUCCCGUUCAAGUCCCCUCUAGAGUUCCAAGGGGUCAGUCGUUUGAUAUGUACGAAAACACCAGUAUUGGAAAUCAGCCGGUCAAUCAUCCAAGACAGGAAGCGACUAAUUACGACUUUGUGUCCCUCCCACCACGAAAAGCUACAAUGGAACAGCCCUCUUACGACAUAGUUCCUCCACUGAGUCGAUCAUCUGAGAAUCAGCGAGGUAGCCCGGAGGUGAGCUCCUCUGCUGCAGGUGGCACGACUCUAACAAACCGAUCCUGCCCCUUGGAUGCACCAGGGUACGAGAUUGUACAACCACGAAACCUAAGCUCUUUCGCUGGCGACUCAGCGCCUGAAAUGAAACCCUUUGCUUCUCUGCCAGGGUAUGAACCCAUGCUCCCACCCGAAGAUGAGGGGUACGAAAAGCUGGGCCCUCCAAUUGACAUCCAACAGCAGCUAAGCAGCCGUGGAGAUUAUGAAACCCUUGCCAUGGUAGGUCCUCAAAAAACAGGGUCUCAGACAGAACCAGCGCGAGUGACCCAGCAACGGACCAGCGCAGUGAACAUUCCUGGCUCGACAUCUCUGUAUGAGGUGCCCCCGUCUAUGGUGUCUCCCGUGUAUGAAAUUGCACCAUCUCCACGAAACGUACCUCCGGUAAGCUAUCUACUUUAUUUAACCCAUUAACUCCCACAAGUGAUUAACAUGUAACUUCUCCCUAUAAUAUUCUUACAUUAUCCAGCAAGCAGGCAUGGGAAUACUCACACUUGUCAUCUUAAUCUAACAUCAAAUUCUCGUAGCGGAUUUACAAGGAAAUGAAUAGUAGCCAGAAAGGAGAAUUAACAAUCAGAUCAUCAGAUAACUUUUCCCUUAAGCGGCUGCCUAUGGUGUAAUAGACGGCAGUGCCCGGAAAGGGGCCAUAAGGACAAACCCCAACACACGGGAGCUUGCUGCUUGAAGGUAGCAGUGGACCGCUAGUAACCGGCUUUUGGUGAAACUCCUGGUUAACUUGUGUACAAGUGGCUCCAAAGGUGUUUCAAGUGUUUUUUUUUUCUUUUAGAGGAAAUUUUUGUUUUGCCGUAUUUGAUUUUUUGUUUGGAAAGUAGUAAGGUUUCCUACAUGUAGAAAUGAUUUAUGGUACGUGAAAUGUGAAGCGGGAAGAAUUCGUUGGAAAGUAUGUGGAGCGAAACGAAGUGUAACGAGUGAAGUGUUAUGUGUGUUACGUGAAGAACGAAGUGUAGUUUGUGGCAUGUAGUGCGAAGAGUUUAGAAGUGUUAAGUGCGAAGCCUGGUGCGUUAUAAAGUGAAUCCAUUCCCGUCCUUCAGCUCAUAACUCUCAGCAGACUUCUUACGUUCCGCUUCGCUCACAGCUUCCUGGCCACGUCUCUCUUGAGAGAAAGUACUUUGCUCAUUUAAUUAACGUUUCUACGUUCUCAUAGCUUCCCCCUCGACCAGCACAGCCAACCCCUCCGACCCAACCCCCAGUUAACUUUGGAGUUCAGUGGAUCGAGAAGGAACCGGAACAAGCUCAGCCUAAGCUCCCCCCACGGAGAAUGAAUGAAUAUUGCGACUGGCACUCGCUCAAGAAACAAGAUCCCACGUCACCUGAGAGGCCCCCUAAGUCUGGGGCCUACGAAAUAGUGCGCCUUGAGGGCUCAUCAGAGGUAGGAACGGUAGACUUGGACAAAAUGCGGUGGAGAGAAAGUCGUGGUUCUGGGGGAGAAUAUUGUACACUGUCACCUUCGGCCGUAGGACCUGGCGAAACUCUAAACAGAGACAGCAUUGCUUCCAGCGAGAUGUCGAAUAUGUCAGAACCUACAAUGACACCGCCAUUUUCUCCUCCGUCGCCAAACACUGCUGAAGCCUCAGUAUUUGAUGUUUUCGGAUCGUUACAAUCCUCAGAUAUGACGACAAUUUCGGAGGCUCCCGAAGUUGUACAAGAUCAACCACGACCCCCCCGACCCAUUCCACGCAAAAGGACCAAACCGAAACUUCUUCCCCGCAACGACAGUUUGCACGAUGAAGAUUACCCAUCUCCACAGGGGGAACCUACGAGAGCUGAAAGCAGUACUGUUUCUUUUGAGAGGAGUCAAGACCCGUUUAGUUUUCCUCCUGCAAUGGCUUCCGCGCAAAAGAUGGACAGCCCGAAAAACAGUGAUUUUGCCGAGCUACAUAAGCGCUUUUCGCCGCAUUCUUCGCGCGAAAAUAUAUUUUCUGAUGUGAACGCUGCACUCGGUGGAGAGCGGCAAGAGCCCGACGGAGCCGAAACUCAAACUGAUGCGAGGCCUUCGCCGUUGGUUUAUGAAAAUGUGUUGUUUAGACGAAGCGAUGAAGUAAAAAAGAACUUGCCGGGUGAUACCCGCGAGAAUGGAACUGUUGCGAAGAAAGAUGAUUCUGUUGAGAGGCCUGAUUCAUAUAGGUUAAGCACAUUGUCAGCGGAUAGCCCCAUGGACGAGAAAGAGGAAUGGGAAAAGGUAACGUUUUCAAUUUCAAACGAGAUUUUGUUCCUGUUAUGGAUUUUUUCCUCGCUAAUUUAUCCUUUUGAACUCAGACCUUUGGUAUUGACAGGAUUUUUGUUAAAUCUAUUAUGAAAGCAGUUCUCAAUUGAUUGACGAAACACCGAAGCUAAGUUAAUGACGGCAACCUGUAAGAACAAGGGUCGAUGUCAUCAUUAGCCAAUGAGAAAUCAAGGUAACGACAGGUGAAUUUCUUGAACUGAGCGCGGGAAAACGUGAGCGACCAAGUCUCACCAUUGGCUUUAGUUUUGAAUCUCAUUGGUUUAGAGGAUGACGCGAGUUCAGGGCUAAAAAUUAACUCCAGUGCUUGGUGGCCAGUCGGGCCAGUUUCCUUAAAUUCUUCGUGGCCCAUCCCAAAAUGAAGUAGCCCUCGAUUUCCUUUAGUCUAAAAUGAAAAACUUGAAUAAACGCCCCAUGGCUUUUAACGGAGUGUUAACUAAAAGGAAAGAACAAGCUCGUGAAAUCACUGUUAAAACGGCUCGGAAUUUCCACUUCAGAACUAAAAACUUCGCUAAAAUGGAUGAUCUUAGAGUCCAGGCAAAGAAACGAAGAGAAAGGUAGUCCAAUUAAACUAAAUAUUGAGUUUUAUUUUAACUUUGUACUUCGCAUAAUUUACGUUGCAACUUUUCGACAUUCUGUAGCAUAGUCGCACAUCGGGCAUUCAAACCUUAACUUUUGGUGGCCCUGGUCAGUUUUAACUCGCCACUGGCGACCGUGCGACCGCCAAUUUUUAGCCUUGCGAGUUCUCUACACCAAUCGGAGAUCGCGAGGGAGAAAAACUAGCGCAAUCUCGGAUUAUUUUCGACACUCCGUUGAAAAUUGCUCUCAUCUUUCAGAUAAUUUUACCCUGAUCUUUAAGUUAGGGGGGUGCUAUAAAAUAGAGGAGGAGAGAUUUCUUUAAGAACAUGUUCUAUAGUUAUUGGUGAUCGGUCAUUAAGCAGAUUAAUGCUCUCUUUGCAUUGGUUGGCAAAUGGUAAACAAACCGUAAUACCUCCGCGAAAAAACAGCAACAGCAACAACAAGUAAUUUAGUAACGGGAAAUUAUGCAUAGAACUGACAUUUCUCCCUGCGCAUGUUAAAAGAUGGGAUUCAGUAUAUAGACCCUGACGUAUCUUUCGCAUGUAAUUACAUUAGCAAUUAAUUUUCUUGUGUUUUUGCUUUAGAUCGAAGCCUUCCUGUCUUCAAUAUCUCAGAUUGAUAUGCCUCAAACUUUAGAGCUACAGAUCGCUGAUGCAGGUGUCUUUUUAACCGUUUUAGUUGCUCUUGUUAUUUUUCCUUCUCUCGUCGUGUUUGCUUUAGAAUUUAAAAAAACACCUGCCUUGAAGAUAGGAGAAUCUGCAAUGACUUUCUGCAUAGAAAAGGGCACGUAACAGACACUUGGUCUUAAUUUUCCUAAAAGGGGAGCAAUGGCAAAUGCAAGGAAAAUUAAAUCGAAUUUACUUGACACUCACAUUUGAAUGAAGUAAAACAUGUUGACAUGAAGAUGGAAAGAAAGUCACUAAAUGAUCCCCGCAGGAAUUAAAGACAUUGUGAAAAAGAAGUCUGAACAAAUGCACGCUUCGUUCCCGUAAACGAAUCUGAUCACAACUAAAUGAAUCAUAUGUUGACUUUCGGUUGAAUUAUAAGUAAAGCAAUGAUCCGAGCAGAGGAGAGCUGCUAUAAAAGAAAACGGUAACCCCACUUAAAUUUUACUUGCUCCCAGCUCAAUUGGUAGUAGCGACUACCUAGUUUUUGAGAUGCAUGGGUUCGAAUCAUGUCGAAGCUUAGAAAUUUCUGAGCUUUUUAUCCGCAAUUUUUUCAAUUGCAACUCGCCUAAGAGAAUUAUUUCUUCAUUUUGCGCUCUUGUAUGUACAUGUUAGGCAAGGCAGACACUGUAGCGGGCUGGCUGAAGGCACUGGAUCUUGACCAGUACGAGUCGUGUCUGGUGGCCAAUGGAUUUGACAAUAUCAUGUUCUUGGUACGUUCUACUUUUGCUGUUGUUCCUGUUGUUCAUGUUAGUGCGCCUCUUUCUUGGUCAAAACAUUUAGACCUAAUGAUAACGACAUGUGGUACAAUUGAUCGUUCGGAUGAGUGUAGUCCUGAGGAAGACUGUUGUCGAUAGUGGCGACUGACAUUUGGACAACCCGAGCGGAAAUCAUCAUCAAAGGUUGUCGAAACAUCAGUUACCACUACUGACAACAGUCCUUCUCAGGACUACGCUCACCCGGGCGAUCAAACUACACUGUUACAUGCUACCCCCGGGUUCAAACCGUUUACUGCAUUGAGAUAUAUUUUUUGUAACCAACGUGGCACUUUUACAGAAUGGGGUUCUUGAAGAUGAUGAUCUUAUGGAUAUAGGAAUUGUGGACUUUAACCACAGAAGGUACGAAUGAAAAAAAUUCAUUUAUUAUUUUAAUAAAUUCAGUCCUAAUUUCAGUUCGAGUAAGCGUUUUGAAGUGUUUGUAAAUUUGUCUGUCCUACGCUACAAAUGAGAUAUGGAAGGAGAGUGAGCGAGUCGGCGAAUAGUUUAAGCGAGUUAACUGUGGAAGUGGAAGAAUUUACUGGGAGACGUUGACUACUGCGCUAUAUAAUUCGUUGGUUUCACUGUUAUUCUUUUGUCUCGAACUGCCUCUUGUUUUCUUUUGAUCUGAUUGGUCGUUGUGGUCAUUGUGGUAUUGGUUGUGAGGCACUGAGUCGCGAAGCGCGGGAAAGCGUGAGUGAUCAAGUGACGGUUGGUGUUAAGUUUGCAUCCGAUUGGUUGAGAGGAUGGUGCAUCUGAUCGUUGUGAGGCACUGAGUCGCGAAGCGCGGGAAAGCGUGAGUAAUCAAGUGACGGUUGGUGUUAAGUUGGCAUCUGAUUGGUUGAAAGGAUGGUACAACUUUUUUAGACCAAUCACUGAACGUAAGGAAACUAAAGUAAUAACUACAGACAUCCAAUUGAAUGUGAAACCAACCCUAUUUUAAUUUUUUAACAGAACCAUCAUGGAAGCGGUGAAGACCUUAAAAACCUGUCCCCGGCUCAACGACCCUGCGUCAGCAAAGCCUGAGAGUUUGGAGGACUGGUUAGAGCUUCUGAGUCUCUCUGAGUACUAUGAUGUGUUUCAACACAAUGGUUUUACCUAUAUGGAGAGAAUACACAGGCUAUGGGAAGUGGAGCUAACGUCGGUGAGUGACGUUGACUCAUAUUAAGCGGACAUUCUGUAGAAUUUCUGACACUUAAUCUCGCGCGAUGACACGGGUAUUCUUUCCAGAAUUCUGUCGGUGGAAAAACUGUUUUGAUUCACCUUAAAGCAGCGCACACGCAAGAACAAUUAUAAGUUAUGACAUCAUUUUGAGUGCAAUUUGGUGUUAAUAAGUACGAGUAAAUUAUAUGUGCCUGUUUAAACCAAAGUGCACAAGAAAUAAUUUUGUUACCUAUGACUGAAUUUGCGUGAAAAGGUGAAAUUUUGAACGCGCGCGCGCGUUAUUUAUAAUUUGCACACGUGUUACAACUUUGCAUUCGUGUUACAUCAAAAACGCACUCGUUUUUUCAGCCAAUCAGACGCGCGUAAUUUUCUAAGGAAGAAAAUAUCUGCUAACAGGACCAAAAUAGAUGUGAGAGAUUAUUCAGCGUUAAUUGAUUUCCGGUUGAUUUUUUGCGAUAAGUGACAGAUGAUUGAACAAUAGGAUCAUAUUAUAUAUUUAAAAUGAGAGAGACCAGAGCGUGGGACAGAGAACGGUGAGAGAGAGAGAGGGAGGUUAAGUUGAUUUUAUAAAAUAAAACGUGAAGUUUCGGAACAUAGCAGAUUCUUUAGUCUCAUUUCCGACAUAGACAUGAAACGGUUGAACGCAAACUUGGUGGUCAAUGAUAGUGAAUGAAAAGUUGAAACUAUCAUCUACUAUCAUGACCGUUUGAACGGGGCUUAACGCGUUAUUAAAUUUCAGCUUAAGUGUAGAUUUGUCAUGAAGCCGGGAAGCUUAAUGCAGUUCUCUUUUACGGGCUCCUAGGUUCUGGAAAUAAACUCUCUCGGUCAUCGGAAACGAAUUAUGGCUUCAUUAAAAAAGGAAGCGAAGAAAAAAGAAAGAGAAAGAGAAGAACCAUUAGAAGUAAGUCAAGACCACUUGAAGCCGAGUGGCGGCAAGACUGACGGACUGAUUGACCUUCUAGGAUGACUGAAUAACUGACUGGCUGGCUGCUUGACUGUGGGAAUAGCUCGCUGGUUGGCCAGCUUGAAGUCUGACCAACAGACUGACUAACUGACUGACUGACUGACCAGCUGAUUGACAGACUGACUGGACUGACCUACCGACAGUCCGACCGACCGGCCGGCCGGCCGACCGACCGACCGACCGACCGACCGGCUGUCUAACCUAAAAACUGGCUGGCUCGGUCUUUAUUUAUUUAUUUUUUAAAUUGUCUAUUCUUUUUUCAUAUAUUUAUAUAUCUAUUUAUUUAUACAUUAGUUCAUUUAUUUGAUAUUUACACGUUCUUUAAUUGUUAAGAACACAAAGCUUGAAGACAGUAGUGCUGCUCUCGAAGUACAGUUAGCGGAGCUCAAAAUGUACUGCCCAGAUGAGAAACCGCCGACCAUAACAACCGCCGGAGCAACAACCGAAGAUGACCUGCUGGCGGCUGCCGAAGAGUUGAUGAUUGGUCCUGAAAAGGUAUGACGUCAUGUAAACUUCGAUUUUAAACCGAGGACAAUUCAAUCCGGAUUGUUGUUGUUUUGAGAGUCCGAAUGCAUUUUCUUUUGCAGGCGAAUGAAAGGAAGUCAAAGGAAAAUGGGUCUAUGAAGUGGAAACACGAACCCUCAAUGUUGAUAAAUGGAAGUGUAAAUUAUAGUACUCUGGUGAGUGGAAAACUAGUCAAAGAGAACUUGUAAGGGACUUUAAACACUGCAUUGGUCAGGAAUGUCACUUUCUGUGAUGAUCAUAUAUUAGUAUCCACUAUGACAGUGUGUAACGUCUAAGGCGCGCUCUGAUUGGUUACACAAACUCCAAAUAUCCUUUGAUAUUCACCUUCGAGAGAGGCGCGCUGGAUUUGCGCCCGAGAAUAUUGUAUUUGUUGCAGGAAUAAAUGACUUAAAAUUAUCUUUUUUGCUCUAUUAUCUCAUCGUUUUGGUAAUACUAAAACAAUUCAUUAUCGCAGUGCCGGUGGGUAGCGUUAGAUAUUUAACUUGCCGCAUCGCGGCUCGAUAAAUAUCCACGACAAGCCACCUUUAAGUCGGUGAGUAGUUGUUAAUUAUAACCAGUCCUUGAAAUUCCUUUGGUUUCACAGGAAUAAUUGUUGGUUUGAUUUAUGCUUUUCUUUUCAGUAUCUCGGGUCGCAUGCAGUUAAAACAAUCACGGGGUUGCAGUCUACCGUUGAAGCCUCCCGUAAAAUGAGAGUAAGACAAGUUGUAUUACCUACUAGAGCGAAGUUUGAGUGAGAGUCUUUAAACCAAAACCAAAGUAAUCACAAUAGCAAAUUAGAGUGGAGGAAAUAUGUUAAGAAGCCAAUGAGAACUCAAAAUAUAGACAAGCAAACUGCUUGAAGCGCAGGAAAACAUGAGUGACUAAGUCGCGAUUGGUUUUAGGUUUCAAUCUGAUUGGUUGAGACAGUGGCGAGACAGUGGCGAGCGAGUUUUCUUGAAAAAGACGAUUACCGAGCGUGAGAAGUCGCGAUUGGUUUUAGGUUUGAAUCUGAUUGGUUGAGACAGUGGCGCGAGUUUUCUUGAUCGAUUACCGAGCGAGGUAAAGCAAGACCAUGACAGAUUUAUUUCGACCCUCAAUUUAAAACUGCUAUAACUGUUUGUGAACUGAAGGUCUGAAAGAAAAAUAUACAGGGAAAGUUGAUGGUUUUUAGCGAACCUUUGGGUAGGCUUCUUCUAUAUUUCAUGCAUCUUUUCAUUUUUCUUGUUUGUCUUUUUUAGCUGUCUACAGCCAAGCUUCAGAAAAUUCCCUCAGUGAUGCUUUCAGUGUCCGUAAAAGGAAUUAAGUUCAUUGAUGCAAGGUCAAAGGUAAUGCUUUCUUCAUUGCAAUCAGUACUCACCAGGAAAAGCUAACGAGUUCCACGAAGUGGUAAAAGUGGCUGUUGUUUACGUAACGUUUGUAAAUGGCAACAGUGAAAAGUAUUGCUUUUUGAUUUGGACUUUGUGGAUGAAGAUAAAAAGAUAACUAUUUUUUACCUUUAAAUAUGUUAGGCCAGUUUAGUUGACUCCCAGGGUAACCGCGACGAUUUGAAAUAAUGAUCAUUUAUCGACUGACUUUCGAAAGCUGAGUUUACCUUUCGACCCCUAAGAGUGAUUAGCAUGGAAUUUCUCCCAACAAUAUCCCCGUGAAACAAACACAAAGGUCACGAGAAUAAAGGAAAUGAUCACCAACUAAAGAAGCUCUUGAUUGUAAAACAAAUUCUCCUUGUCAGUACCCAAGGAAAUGUAUAGAGAACAGAAUGAAGAAUAUUCAUUCUGAUGUUAGGGUGUAAAGGGUUAAUGAACACUCAUUCUCCUCUCGACAGAUAUCCACAAUUGACUAUCACUCAAAUGACCUCCUAUAACUGGCAGAUUAAAGUGACCAAUCAAACUGACUUUCGCGACUUAAAUCUUUUAGCCAAUACCAUCACAGCAAAACCUUCCAAUCAGUUUUGGCGAAUUAGACUUUGACACCAGACAAAAAAAAACUCCUCACUCCUCUGAUGAUGACUUUCGCUCCUGUUGUCGAAAUCCCACUUUUUGUUACCGAUAAGAAUCCUUUUCAAGACUUACCUUGCCUAGGAAAUUAUUAGCGCAAUCAAAUGCUGCUCCUGAUUCAAACCAAUUACGGUAGAAAUGGCAAAGUGCUUUUCGAUUCAGGUUGUAAAACCAAAACCAAAGCAACAGCCAAUCAGAUGAAAGGAAGUUAUGUCAAGGAACCAAUGAGAGCUCAAACUUAAAACACGCAAUUUGAUUGAAGCGCGGGAAAAUGCGAGUGGCCAAAACGCGUCUAGUUUUAUAUUUGAAUAUGAUUGGUCGAGGAAGUGGUGCAAGUUUUCUGGACCAAUCAUAUGUCAAGAAGUAAAGCAAAAGCAGAGCAAUGCUAGAUUACUUUCGACACUCAACUAAAAAUUUCUUUAAUCAUGAUAACUAUGAUAUUAUGACGACGAUGAUGGAAGCGUUUCUAAAUAAUGACAUUUUUGAUGUUUUUGGACUUGAACCAGAUUAGUUGGGUCUUUUAUUUAUAUCAAGCCGAGUAUUGCUAUUAAUCGGAGCACUUUUUUUUUCCGUAGAUCAUGGUCAGUAAUCACGACAUCAGAAACAUAUCGUACAUCACACAAGAUCCAGAAGACAGAACAGUGUUUGCUUAUAUCGCUAGAGACGCUAAGACAAACAGCCAUUACUGUCACGUGUUCAGAAUGGAUAAUAUGGUGAGUUAGUUGCUAAAAUUACCCAUGCCUUCAAGCCGUCUAUAAGUGUACACUUCUUAGUCUUUCCAAGCAACUUUUGUUUAUUUGAAUGGAAAAUUGGGGUAAUCUUUCCUUCUUGGAAAUUCCACUUGUUUAGAAACUGACACAUCUGUUAACGAACAAGUGGACUCCCUCAGGACGAUAUAUUCUGGUGUAGAUGAGUUCAAAAGCACAUUUGCUAAGGAGUUUGUAAAGUGUACGAUUAAAAAGCAGUGGAAAUCCGCUAACUCGUAUCCGGUUUACUCGGAUCUCCCGGUAACUCAAACAAGAUUCGAUUUCCCUUGACCCAUUUUUUUCAGUCAUUUACUAUCUGCGAAAUCGAACUCCCGCUGAGUCGAACUAUUUUAUCUUGAGAGUUCGCGCGUUCUACUGUAUACUCGUUUCUCGAAAGCCCCAUUUCUCGAAAGCCCUGUUAACUUAACGGGUCCGCUGUUCUGUUUUCAUUCAAGACUCAAACAAAAACUUUGUCAAGUAUACAAUAAAACUAUAAACUUAAGAAUUAAAACUGGAACUGUGUCAGAACGUGCUUCUUUAUUCUUUAAAUAUGUGGAGAAACGGACCCCAGGCAAGGCCUUGUCGGUUAAGGGACAAGUAACGCUGUCCAUCGGAUAAAUCGCUAUCCAGCGGAUAAGUGUAAACAAAACGUACUACGCUAUACACUACACCCUUCGAACAACCGGGUCCAGUAGUUUUAAGGAACAAGUUUUCUUUGCUUCUGAGUGAGUGACUUCACAUAUUAUUUUGACUGUUAUCUUGAUUUCUUUAGCUGGAACCAAAAUGUCAGUUUCCUUCUCCAGCAAGCUUUUAUAAUUAGUUACUAAUUCUGAUCGACUUUGAUUUUGCUAGAAUAAGAUUGUAAUUUUGUUUUGAAUAGACUAUGUCAGAUGAUAUAACUAUGACGAUAGGACAAGCUUUUGAGGCAAGUUUAUGUAAAAUAUUAGAUUAAUUUCAGUAUCAAAGCGAUCGCGCACCUGCCCCUCCCCUAACCCAACAUUAACCUUAACUUGUAAUCAGUUGACAAUUUUGAGUUAGGGGAGGGGUAGGUGUGUAGUUGCUCCGACACUGACAUCAAUCCGAAAUAUCAGAUGUGCAAAGAUCGAUUUGAUCAAUGGCCACCACAUGAGUAUAACAGUAGCGAUCUCAUACGGUAUUUUAACUAUCUGGUUCCAGGCUUUCUCUUCCUCCCGUCUCAGGGACUCCUGGAGAGAGUCUGGGCUAAAGUUUAAAUAGUUACAUUUUUGUCUUUUGAUCUUAAAUUACAGCUUGCCUUCAGUCGCUUCAAGCAGUCUUAAAAACGCCAACUGGAAUGGUGACAAGAUGGAUGAUCUGCCAAAACAGAUCGUCAAGCCCAGCGGAAUAGAUCCAUUCAUUCGUCUUGCAUCAUUAAAAUUCAAGUAUCGUACGCGGAAGAGAAAAGGGACUUAAUUUCAUGGCAGUGUUUAAAAAGGUCAAAAUCAGCUACUUUUACCGAGAAGCUGGUUAUAAUAUACUUCUAGCGUGACAUGGCGUAUUUAGCAUUGCGUGACAAGAUGCCUGAUAGUGCCAUAGUUGAGCGUCACGCAAAUAACAGCUGCAAACAAGGAAAUGUUCGCGUGCCUUAAGGCUGUUUCUUUUGAUGAAGACAAAUUGUUUGCAUGAAAAAGUUCAACGUUCUCUUUCAAAUGACUUAGUAGAAGAGUUGUGCAUGCCACAUGUAUUCGCUUCAAUUGAGUGAUUGUGUUUCUAAGCCGUUUGAUUGGCUGGGACUGGACGAAAUCGUUACAUAGGAGUAUAUAU